Messenger RNA from Symbiodinium pilosum, 678 nucleotides. NCBI's taxonomy places the organism in Eukaryota, Dinophyceae, Suessiales, Symbiodiniaceae. The record is from the annotation of a GenBank genome assembly.
AUGUUGCGAGAGAAGCAUCGACAGUUCCUCACGUUCGACCAAUGGGAUGUGCACGCCGCCGAUCUUUCAGACCUUGAUGCAAUUCUUGGCAUAAAGGAUGUCAGUGCAUCCUUCCACCAAUACCUGCAGCAUCCUGGAAAUCCAUCACGAAAUAGACAGAUGCUCUAUCUGCUGGGAUUCCACCGCGUUCAAUGCAACUCAACCAGAUGUGGGGGCGAUGCCUGCAUCUGCGAGAAGGACGAUUCUGGAUAUCCCUCCAAGGCGUACAACUGGGACCGGGAUGGAAUUGCGCUGUUGGAGAAGGCCAAGGAGCACUUAUUGGAGUUGGAUGCCUUCGGCAUAACGGACUGCUUCGACGAAUCUAUAAAGGCGAUCGCCCCAGCCCUGGGGUGGAACGUUGGAGCAGCCCUUGAGCUUGCCAAGAGCAACCAUGCUCUCCACGUCUGGCGGCCGGUGAUGGAGAAGGCGCGCCAAAUUCGACCCCGCAGCGGCUCUUCAGUGGAAGGACACCGUCGCUUGAGCUUCAAUGGACCUAGCAGCAAUUUCUGGCGCGAGUUCCUUCACGAGGAUGUUCGCAAAGAGAUCCUUGAGGUCAAUCGCUUGGAUGCCGAGCUUCUGAGCUUCGCGCGUUCUCAGUUCAAGAAGCAGUAUGGUGUAGAUUGCAAGGAUGAGGCGUGA